CAUGGGGGGCUAGUUUUGGGGAGGGGUCUGUGUGCGGUUGGGGCCAGCAGGGGCCCCGUGGGUGAGCCAGAGGUGGGUGGGUGGGUCUGCCUGGCUGGUCUCUGGUGGGCUUCACGGCCCCUUUCUCUCCUCCCUGUGGCCUCCCCAGCGAGCCAGCUGAAGAGCGACGCUGCCAGCCUCUUACCGGAGGGAAAAGUCAAAGUGAAACUGGACUACGAUGGGACCGUUCUGGAAGUGGACGAAGAUGAUAUCGAAAAGGCCAACCCUCCGUCCUGCGACCGCUUGGAGGAUCUGGCCAGUCUGGUCUACCUCAACGAGUCCAGCGUCCUUCACACCCUCCGCCAGCGCUACGGCGGGAACCUCAUCCACACCUACGCCGGCCCCAACCUGGUGGUCAUCAACCCUCUCAGCUCUCCAUCCAUGUACUCCGAGAAGGUGGGUUUGCAGAGGACGUAG
This is a messenger RNA of Pseudonaja textilis, 456 nucleotides long. The record is from RefSeq and is a predicted model, not a curated record. Lineage: Eukaryota; Metazoa; Chordata; Lepidosauria; Squamata; Elapidae.